This is a messenger RNA of Osmia bicornis bicornis, 3889 nucleotides long. RefSeq names its product transcription factor Sp8 (gene Sp1). The transcript is spliced from 3 exons. Gene Ontology annotation, molecular function: DNA-binding transcription factor activity, RNA polymerase II-specific; RNA polymerase II cis-regulatory region sequence-specific DNA binding. Gene Ontology annotation, biological process: regulation of transcription by RNA polymerase II. NCBI's taxonomy places the organism in Eukaryota, Metazoa, Arthropoda, Insecta, Hymenoptera, Megachilidae. Bases 1023 to 3110 code for a protein of 695 amino acids. The record is from RefSeq and is a predicted model, not a curated record.
GGGAGUGUGGUCCGCGGUAGGAUGGAGGGAGGACAAGACAGACAGGGAGCGAAAAAGAGAGAAGGGGAGACGGUGAGGGUUCGUUAGGGUUGCCACGAGGAUUAGACAAUCGCGAGGUUGUACGAGGAGGACCGUUGCGAGGGCGGGCGCUGCUUCUGCCCCACCAGCAACACCUUCCAGGAUGGAAACACACUUGUGGAGUUUCUGCGGGACGUGCCCGGCCACUGCCACUCGUCGCAAACUCUCCCUGCACGCACUCGCGUAUCCGGACACCUAUGUAUCCGUGCUGAAAAGGCCAGCCGUGGUAGUAGAGAAGCCGAGAAGAAGGGAGACCGAGUGAGAAAAGGGAGAAAGAGACAGAGAACGAGAACGAGAGGAGGACCCGCCUCCGUAGAGGUGUUCUCCUCUUCUACGUGGGGCACGAAAAAGCUCAGUUAUAAUUGUUGCACGCCGCGAGCUGCACCUCUUCUGUCCCUCCGUUUAAUUGUAAUCUCCUUCCGCGUCGACGCAUCGACCACGCGAAUUGUCCUGCAUCCUGCGCCCUGCGCCCUGUGUCCUCGACCGACCUCCUUGUCGACUGACCUCCUCCGUGUUCUUGCCUUUCCUCUGUGGCCAACAGCCAGAGAAAUUACUGUGAUUACCAGGAUAUACGAGGGGCUACGUGGCAAUAACCUUCGAACGGACUACCGAUGCCGAGGAGCAGCGCCUCUGCCGCACGAACGACCCAUCCACUAAGGAUUCUCUCGAUAUUUCAAGGAUCUAUAACGGGAGCCUGCGAUUUCUCCUCCUUUCAACAGACGAUCGUGAACCGGCUCGACAUCGAUUCAGCACGGAAACAUGUCCAUUGAUAUCUCCACUCGACGGGACGCUCGUUUCGAACCACCUGACGCGUUACUCGUGCCUGCGAUCGUUUGAUCCUCUUUCGUGAAAAUAUCAUUCACCUUCUCAGAGACCAAAUUUUGUGUGAUAUCGUUAAAGUCAAGUUCGAACGCAUAAUCGUUGAGACUAAAAAGUGCAGCAAGAUGAAUUGCGCGUACCAGUAUUCGUAUUCGGCUCAUCCGCAGAACGUCAUGACCAUACCGACCACGGCUGCCCAACAACCUCAUCAUCCCACGGAUACCGAGUAUUUAGAGGAUCACCCAGGCUUACGGGGUACACCGUUGGCGAUGCUUGCCGCUCAAUGCAACAAGCUGAGUAGUAAAAGUCCCCCGCCGCUGGCUGACGCGGCGGUGGGCAAAGGUUUCCACCCGUGGAAAAAGAGCCCACAGAGCAGCGGUAGCUCACCUCAACAUUCUGCUGGAAGCGGCGGAGGAGGUGGAGGAGGAGGCGGAGGAGGAGGUGGAUGUACGACGACAGGAGUCAGUCAAAGACCAACCGCGACUAGCAGUGCCGGCAGCACGACCGGUGGUUACGCAAGAGCGCCGGUCACUUCUUGCGCGUCAACCGCGCCCCAGUACGGUGGUGAUCUGUACUUCCCUGGAACAGCUAGUGCCCAACCGGCCGGGGAUCCGCAUCAUCAUCAGAGCAGCCUCCUUGGAAAGGUCGAGGGUGCAACCUUGGGCUCGGUGUACGGUCGGCAUCCGUACGAAUCGUGGCCAUUCAACGCGAUGCCUGGUGCGACACACGGCGGAAUCAAAGCGAGCGACGGUUGGUGGGACGUGCAUGGAGCCGCGACUGCCGGCGGUUGGCUGGAUGUCGGUAGCACGGUUGGCGUCGGUGUUCAUGCAGCCCAAAUGGCCAACUACUCGGCCGAUUACUCGACCAGCCUAGCACUCGCGGGUAAUCAUCUGUUGACCACUGCGACCACCGCCGGUCAUAAUCUUCUUCAAGACACGUACAAAUCGAUGUUGCCGGGUGGCCCGCCGGGUUUCGGGCUUCACCAUCACGCGGCCGCGUCGGCGAGUUCGGGCGCCGGUGGUGGCAGCCCUCAGGGAAGCGGCGGUGGCGUCGGCGUCGGGGCCGGCGGCGUCGGUCAGGCCCCUUCGCCGCGUUCGCAGAGACGCUACACCGGCCGUGCCACCUGCGACUGUCCGAAUUGUCAAGAAGCUGAGAGGCUCGGUCCGGCCGGCGUACAUCUCAGGAAGAAGAACAUCCACAGCUGUCACAUACCCGGAUGCGGUAAGGUCUACGGGAAAACGUCGCAUCUGAAGGCCCACUUACGGUGGCACACUGCGGCACCUUCGAACCCACACCGGCGAAAAGAGAUUCGCCUGCCCGGUCUGCAACAAGCGGUUCAUGCGCAGCGACCAUCUCGCGAAGCACGUCAAGACCCACAGCAGCAGCAGCAGCAGCAGCGGCAGCAAGGGCAAGGGGGGAGCGGGGAGCUCGUCAGCCGAGUCCUGCUCCGACAGCGAGGACAACGGGAGUCAGCAGAGUCCCACUUCCAGCUCGGUGCCGCCGCAGCCGCAGCCGCCGCCGCCGCCGCAGCAGCAGCAGCAGCAGCCACCUCAACAGCCGGCGCAACCGGGUCAGGCCCAGCAGCAGCAACAGCAACAGCAGGCGCUGGUAGCGGCGGCGGCGGCGGCGGCAGCGGCAGCGGCGGUGGCGGCGGGCCAGGACACCAACAACACCACAUCCCAGACCACCACCACCACCAGUCUCGGCCAUCAGCCGACAACACCCAUGACCCCAAUGCAGAUGACCCCGCCGCCUCUGACACCACACCAUCCCCACCACCCCCAUCUCCCUCCUCUAAUGCACCAUCCGCAUCAUCACGCAACAUCCGUCCCGGCGGCGGCGGCGGCCCACCAUCAUCCGCACGCGGGGAUGAGCAUGCACUGAGCCCGGUGGGGCCCGGAGCCGGUGCCUGCAGUUCCUCUGCCGCAACGGCCCUGGGCUCCCCCUUAUCCUACCCCCUCAACCUGAACCUCGUGCAAAAUCACGCAACCAUUGGUCACCAUCAUGCCACAUCCAAUCCUGUAAACACCACGUCCCAUCAUCAGCAUCAAAAUCACCAUCACCACCAUCAUCACCAUCACCAACACCAUCACCAUCAGCAGCAACAGCACUCGCGUCAGACCAAUUCCUACUCCGUGCAACAAAAUCCUGGCACGCCGGGGACCGCGCAGACUCCCUCACCCUCGUCCCCUGCGCCUGUACAUAGUCUCUAGGUUAACACUUCUUUUGCCACUUUUAGCGUCGUACCUAUUUUUCCUCCUGAUUCCCGUCGGCGGUACCGAUGAAGUCAUCACUUUCUCGAUCAUUUCGAUUGAAUCUCAGUAUAUUCGUCGUUGACCGUCGACUCUUUCCUCUAUCACUCCCAUCUCUUUAUCGGCAGUUCGAGCCUUUCGUGGCACUCACUUACUACCCCAUACAAACUGACUUUGUUACUUGUAAAUACUAUAAAUAGCGCGCGUGAGAAAGAUAUAUUAUAUUAUUAUAUAUUAUGCGGUGUAAUGUUAAGCGGUGUAAAAAUUCUAUAUAAAUGCACUGUCGCGCUGUACCAUACACUGACACUUACGUAGAAACAUACACAUAUACGUAAACACUCAACACAGCCAACAAAUGCAUGAGAAAGGAGAUGUCCACGAUACCGUGUCGUUCUCGCGUUCGUAUUCUUGCUUCCCACUAUUCUCGAGGGAUGCAACGGAGAAUCGGGCAGCAUGUACGAUCUUCGAUUCAGGGAAGAUACAUCUCUCCGAUCAGGUUCCAAACGUUGUUGGUCGUGCAACAAAUCCGUCGGACGAAGCAAACGCAACAACGAAUUUUCAUUGUCGCGUUUCAAUUAUUUCCCUUGGUGUGUAAUUGCGUUUGGAACUUGAAUCUCGGACAAGAUGAUUCCGUGUCGAUCGAUGACGACUCUCUUCGAUCUUUACAUCACAAUAUUAUGGAUUAAUUAUUAUUAUUAUUAUUAUUAUUAUUAUUAUUAAUUAAUUAAUUAUUAUUAAUA